CCGGCCGGGCUCAACCCCGAAACUCUGAAUAUCCCUGCUCCCAACUGUGGCCAAUGGACCACUAACCUCGAGUCUGUCUCUGAUGCAUUGGGGCUGACUGAUUCCCCGCCAUCCAUCCAUCCUUUCCCAUCGUUCGAGUCGGCCCGGCCUAAUCAGCGUCGAUACCAGCGAGCGGCCAUCGCGCCCUGGGACCAACCAUGGGUCUUGACCUUGGUUUCCCGCUUUGCUGCUGCCGAAGCUGCAUGUUCUACCUUGGCAGCCACAGUCCAGGGUAAAUUUGGUAUUCAUCGGGAUUGGGAAAACACAGCACGGGUUCCAGCACUAAUUCUUCCACGCUCGGUCCGCUUCACCGUUUGCUCUUCACCUUUUCUUUCACCUUCCCUCUCACAAAUUACAACCACUCUCACCAAUCGACGACAACACACAACUGGAUCGAUUUCUCAUACUGAGCCUUUCAUCAUGGGAUGGUUUGGCUUGAAGGGCGGGUGGCUCACCUUUUGGGUCACCAUCGCCUGCGCGACAGACAUGACACUCUUCGGCUACGACCAAGGCGUCUUCGGCGGCGUCAUCGUAACAGAUGACUUCCUCCAAACGAUGGGCAUCGUCGGCAACGACAAGCUCCAAUCCACCGUCACCGCAAUCUACGACAUUGGCUGCUUCCUCGGCGCAAUUUCCACCAUAUGGAUUGGCGAGCGCCUCGGCCGCAAGAACACCAUUCUCGUCGGCACCACAAUCAUGUCUAUUGGCGCCAUCCUGCAGACCGCCGCUUUUGGCCUCCCGCAAAUGUUCGUCGGCCGCGUCGUCGCGGGUAUUGGGAACGGCAUUAAUACCAGUACCGCGCCGGUGUGGCAGGGCGAGACGAGUAAGGCGAGUUGGCGAGGCAAGUUGAUUGUUAUUGAGAUGAUUAUGAACAUCUUUGGGUUCUCGCUGAGUAACUGGGUCACGUUUGGCUUCUCGUACCUCACCGGCUCCAUCUCGUGGCGCGUUCCCCUGGCCUUCCAGUUCUUCUUCAUCUUCAUCCUCUACGGCACCGUCCCCUGGUUGCCUGAGUCACCUCGCUGGCUCAUGGCUCAAGGCCGCGUCGCCGAAGCCGAACAGAUCCUUGCCGACCUGGAAGACAUGCCUGUCGACGAUGCUUAUAUCCAGACUCAGUCCAAGGACAUCCAGUGGGCCAUCAACUACGAAAGAGAGAAUACCGUCCCCUGGUCGGACCUCCUCCGAGGCCGGACCGGCGAGUCGUCGGGAACGUCCACCAUCCGGCGUAUAUUCCUCGGGUGUGGAACCCAGGCCAUGCAACAAUUUUCCGGAAUUAAUGUUACAAGUUACUAUUUGCCUCUCGUUCUCAUCAAUUCCGUCGGUUUGGACAAUAAACUAGCGAGGUUACUGGCGGCGUGUAACUCUGUCAGCUACUUCUUGUUCAGUUUGAUUGGAAUUCCCAACGUGGAGAGAUGGGGAAGGCGAAAGAUGAUGAUGUACGGUGCCUUUGGCCAAUUCAUGUGCUACGCCGUCAUUACCAUCUGUAUUCGUUACAAUGAAAUGGCUGGCCUGGCACCAGAGACGCAGUCCCAGUGGGCAAAGGCUUCAAUCGCCUUCUUCUUCUUGUACUACGUCUUCUUUGGCAUUUGCUGGCAGGGUGUGCCUUGGCUGUACCCCACCGAGAUCAACAGCUUGUCCAUGCGUACAAAGGGAGCCGCUCUCGGCACCGCAACAAAUUGGAUUGUCAACUUCAUGGUCGUCGAGAUCACACCACCAGGCAUCUCUUCCCUCGGCUGGCAAUUCUACAUCAUCUGGACAGUCUUCAACUUCUCCUUCAUCCCCAUCGUCUAUCUCUUCUACCCUGAAACAGCAGACCGCUCUCUCGAGGACGUGGACCGUUUCUUCGCAGACAACCAUGAUAUUUUCGUCUUCCGCGAUAAGGACGCCACGAGCUCAAAGCGGCCGAUGAAGUACAUCGCGCAGGAGGAGGAGGCGAUUACGAAGCGGAACAGUCGGGGCGGUGUGCCUGGCGGGGAGGAGGAGGAUAUGUUGAGGCGAAGAGGGGCUGUGGAGAAGAUGAAGAAGGGGCGUGAGGAUGAAGAGCUGGCGUUCGGAGAGCAUAAGGAGAGGAGAUAG
Molecule: messenger RNA, 2112 nt
Organism: Colletotrichum paranaense
Lineage: Eukaryota; Fungi; Ascomycota; Sordariomycetes; Glomerellales; Glomerellaceae
Exons: 8
Biological process (GO): transmembrane transport; carbohydrate transport
Cellular component (GO): membrane
Molecular function (GO): carbohydrate:proton symporter activity
Source: RefSeq, a predicted model, not a curated record